AUGGCGAACUAUGACCUAAGUCAAAAGUAUAAAGAAAUUCUAAAACUAAAGGAAGAUGUACGAGAAACCAAUGCCAGAAUUCAGAAUUCUGUAGAUAAGAAAGAAUUUAGAUUAUGUAAAAAAUGUGCAGAAACAUAUACAGAGGAAUCAGAAAGACUAAUUAAAGAACUGAAGAAAACAGAGAGAUUCUGCAAUGAACACGGAUUCACAGAGGAAUACGCAUGCGCACACAUUCAUGCAGAUGGUUCCAACAUACUUCGGGCUAUCAGCAGCAGAGGGCGGAAAAACGGCGAACCAUUUGUCUGCCAAGUAUCGGAUAGCGCCUACGUUAGCAUGAAUUCACAGGAAUUAAGUCGAGACCGCGCUGGUAUCCCGGAGAGUGGAGAGACAACUCAUUAGAACAGUGUACUUCGGUCAUGGAAUGAUGAUCGGAAUUGUGGAAAACUGCAGAUAAAAUGUCUUUUGAAUAUUAAUUCUGGAUAGUGCUAAAAAACUGUAGAAUGCUUUAUAAUGAAGACCACUGUCUGGGUAUCGUCGUAAUAGAGAUGCUGUGUCUUUUAUCAUGAUUUUUUGGCACCAAAAUGCAUUGUUUACACUUGGAACGUAGAUAAUAUCGGGUAUUCCAUUGACCACUUUGAUUUGUAGCAUUUAACUGAAUCCCUUUUAUAGCUCAUACUAAACUUCACAUUUCAAUGGGUGCUGUUUUGCAUGGACAAGUGGAGUUCGAUUGUUAAUCUUUUCAUUUAUUUUUGGAAACUAACUGAACCCAUCUCACUAGAAUGAAUGAACAUGUAUG
Saccostrea echinata is the source of this 796-nucleotide messenger RNA. RefSeq lists its product as uncharacterized. The transcript has 4 exons. Bases 1 to 399 code for a protein of 132 amino acids. Lineage: Eukaryota; Metazoa; Mollusca; Bivalvia; Ostreida; Ostreidae. The record is from RefSeq and is a predicted model, not a curated record.